Molecule: messenger RNA, 3111 nt
Organism: Condylura cristata (star-nosed mole)
Lineage: Eukaryota; Metazoa; Chordata; Mammalia; Eulipotyphla; Talpidae
Gene: STON2
Product: stonin 2
Exons: 7
Coding region: 31-2724 (897 amino acids)
Biological process (GO): clathrin-dependent endocytosis; regulation of endocytosis; synaptic vesicle endocytosis
Cellular component (GO): synaptic vesicle; AP-2 adaptor complex
Molecular function (GO): clathrin-cargo adaptor activity
Source: RefSeq, a predicted model, not a curated record
CAGUGUGAAGAUGACCAGUGCCUCCCUAGCAUGACGUCCUUGGACCGUGUGAUUGCAACCCACCAGUCAGAGUGGGUCUCUUUCAAUGAAGAGCCACUUUCCCCUGGCCCUUCCGAGGGGGGCACUGAAGAGCCUCUCCCAGGCCUGUCGUCUUCCUCAGACCAGUCCGAGAGCUCCUGCGGGGACAGCCACCUGGCGGAUGGAGGCGCUCAGGACCUCUCCCCAUCAGAGCAGGAUGACUCCUCUGAGAAGAUGGGCCUCAUCUCUGAAGCUGCCUCCCCUCCCCAGAGCCCUGAGCAGGCCCCACCUGACCUGGCCUCUGCCAUCAGCAACUGGGUUCAGUUUGAAGAUGACACGCCCUGGAGCAGCAUGUCACCACCUUCCAAAGAAACAGCUGACACCUCCCUACCGUUGACCGUGCCCUGCUGGACAUGUCCUUCCUUCGACUCUGUGGGGAGAUGCCCUCUGGCCUCCGAGAGCAGCUGGACCACACAUUCCGAAGACACCAGUAGUCCGAGCUUGGGCCCCUCCUACACAGACCUGCAGCUUCUUGGUGCCGAGGAGCAGAUGAGUGGCAGGGCUUCUGGCACUGACUCAACUGACAAUUCUUCUUCGCUUCAGGAAGAUGAAGAAGUAGAGAUGGAGGCCAUCCACUGGCAAGCCAGCAGUCCAGCCUUGAAUGGACACCCUGCCACUCCAGUCACCUCUGCUCGUUUCCCCAGCUGGGUCACUUUUGAUGACAAUGAAAUCUGCCCUUUGCCACCAGUCACCUCUCCUCUGAAGCCAAGAACGCCACCUGUUGUAUCUGCAAUCCCAGAUGUACCUUAUAACUCAACUGGGUCAUUUAAGAAGAGGGAACGUCCCAGAAGCACUUUGAUGAACUUCUCCAAAGUUCAGAAGCUGGAUAUUUCCUCCUUAAACCACCCACCUUCCAUAACUGAGCCUCCACCUUGGAGGGCAACCAAUCCUUUCCUGAAUGAGACUCUACAGGAUGUACAACCCUCACCUAUCAACCCUUUCAGUGCAUUCUUUGAGGAGCAGGAGAGACGUUCCCAAAACAAUUCCAUUUCCAGCACCAUGGGCAAGAGCCAAAGAGAUUCCCUCAUUGUUGUCUACCAGGAUGCCAUCAGCUUUGACGACUCAAGCAAAAGCCAGUCACACUCUGAUGCUGUUGAGAAGCUCAAACAGCUCCACAUUGAUGAUCCUGACUGUUUAGGUGAUGCAGCACUACCUGAUGAUGACCCAAUCACCUGGAUUGAGCUAGAUGACCACCCACCUGGCUCAGCAUCAUCCCCACCCAGGGAUGGGUGGCCAAUGAUGCUGAGGAUACCUGAGAAGAAAAAUAUCAUGUCCUCCAGGCACUGGGGACCCAUCUAUAUCAAACUGACAGACAGUGGUUACCUGCAGCUGUAUUAUGAGCAGGGCCUAGAGAAACCUUUUCGUGAGUUCAAGCUGGAGAUCUGUCAUGAGAUUUCCGAGCCCAGGCUCCAAAACUAUGAUGAGAAUGGCAGGAUCCACAGCUUACGGAUAGACCGUGUCACCUAUAAAGAGAAGAAGAAGUACCAGCCCAAACCUGCAGUGGCCCACACGGCAGAGAGGGAACAGGUGAUUAAGCUGGGCACCACCAACUAUGAUGAUUUCCUGAGCUUCAUCCGUGCAGUUCAGAACCGCCUCAUGAAUCUGCCAGUGUUGUCGAUGGACUUGACCACAGUUGGUUUGAACUAUCUUGAAGAGGAGCUUACAGUGGAUGUCAGAGAUGAAUUUUCUGGCAUUGUGAGCAAAGGAGACAAUCAAAUUCUCCAGCACCAUGUCUUGACACGGAUACACAUUCUGAGUUUCCUCUCUGGGCUUGCAGAGUGCCGCCUGGGUCUCAAUGACAUCCUGAUCAAGGGGAACGAGAUCGUUUCCCGGCAAGACAUCAUGCCCAUCACCACCAGCAAGUGGAUCAAGCUCCACGAGUGCCGUUUCCAUGGCUGCGUGGAUGAGGAUGUAUUCAACAGCUCACGGGUUAUUCUGUUCAACCCUUUGGAUGCGUGCCGGUUUGAGCUCAUGCGCUUUAGGACAGUGUAUGCGGAGAAGACCUUGCCUUUCACACUCAGGACGGCGGCAAGCAUCAACGGGGCAGAGGUGGAGGUACAGAGCUGGCUGCGGAUGUCCACUGGCUUCUCCUCUAACCGUGACCCUCUUACUCAGGUGCCCUGUGAGAACGUGAUGGUUCGUUACCCUGUGCCCAGUGAGUGGGUGAAAAACUUCCGCAGGGAAAGUGUGCUGGGGGAAAAGUCUCUGAAAGCCAAAGUGAACCGUGGGGCGAGUUUUGGCUCAACUAGUAUAUCGGGCUCUGAGCCUGUCAUGAGAGUAACUUUGGGAACUGCCAAGUAUGAACAUGCCUUCAACUCCAUUGUGUGGAGGAUAAACCGACUGCCUGACAAAAACUCAGCCUCUGGCCACCCACACUGUUUCUUCUGCCACCUUGAACUUGGCUCAGACCGGGAAGUGCCUUCCAGAUUUGCCAGUCACAUGAAUGUUGAGUUCAGCAUGCCCACAACCUCUGCCUCCAAAGCCGCUGUGAGAUCCAUCUCUGUGGAAGACAAGACUGACGUCAGGAAAUGGGUUAAUUAUUCAGCACACUACAGCUACAAGGUGGAAAUUGAACAAAAAAAGAGUUUGAAGCCAGACUUUGAAGGAGAAGAAGUGGAAAAUCCCAAGGAGUGCGGGGUCCAGUGAUGAAGCGCGACUGCAGGGCCUGACCUCACAGUCACACAGGCUCUUCCUGAAUACCUGAGGUGCAAGUCAGUACCUGCCAUGGCCAUUCAGUGUGGGGGACAGUGGAUGGCUCUUCCUGUCUGCGGUUACCUGCAUUUUAACAGGAAACCCCGAGGUGGUUGCUUGGAGAGGCUCUCCUCAGGCCUGAAGCACCUGGUUCACCUGACUUUGGGGGCUGAUUCUCUACUGAAGCCUCCUGUCUGGCUUAUCCUUGGCACUUGGUGCAGUUUGAUGUGACUGUUAGAGUCAGGAAUUGAACCUCCCACAUCAGUGUUGGCACAAUUACCUUCUGAUGUUCAUCUGUCGCUCACAUGAGUUUCUGGAAAAUACAGUCUUAAGAAUGAAUUA